GCGGUAAUGCUCCAAAAAGAUGGAUGCCAACCGCCAUUCAAACUUCCUUGGCUGCUGGGCAACAACAAAGAUGGCGCUUAGCCUGGCCGAGCUGGAGGCUCCGCUGGCCGCUGACCCGGCCGGGGACAGGGACCGGGACCGGGACGGAGGGCUGCGGCGCUGCAGAGGGAGACCCAGGCUCACAGACUCGGACCGGGCCCAGAGGCGACUGGAGUCCCGGAAGAAGUACGACGUGAGGCGCGUGUACCUUGGAGAGGCGCACAAGCUGUGGAGCGAGGUCCGCCGGAGGACCGGUCUCAGUGAUGCCGGACUGGCAGAGUACCUGAUCCUGCUCAACUCCACCUACGGAGAGAGGUACCAGCAGGAGUUCUGCGGGAAGAAGGGGGCUCCACAAGUCUCAGGAAAACACAAGAAAGGCAGGACCGGGUGUGUGUCGAGCCUCCAGAGUCUGGUGCGUUGGUACCAGGACCACGCGUCUUCCUGCCCCCUCGAGCCCCAGCUCCGAGCGCUGGAGCCCCAGCACAACUUCUCCACCGCUGCCGUCUGGCGGUGUGGCGCCCACCACUCGUUCGUGCAGUACCUUUCCCCCCCACCGAGGGCAGCGAGCGACUCUGAACAUGAGGAGCGAGGGAAUGGAGACGAAGAUGAAGAUGAUGAUGAAGAAGAGAGUGCAGCGAAAACAGAUGCGUCCGUGGCUAAAGCUGAAGUCUGCAGGAGGAGAAGGAAGGACACUCAGAAACAGUACAAAGAUGUGGGAAGACAUGUGGAAGUUUCUGAGGAACAACAGACAACCAUGAGCCCGAUCCAGCAGGCUGCAACUCCAGCCCAGCUGCCCAGGGAAGAGGCCUCCUCGCAGGAUGUCCCACUGACGGGACAGCCCGUCUGGGAGAUGGAGAUGGAGAUGGAGCGACAGGAAGGCCCCCCAGCAGCAGAGUUUCACUCCUCCUCCUCCUCCUCAGAGGAGGAGGAGGAGGAGGAGGAGGAUCUGAGGCUAGGCAGAGACCCAGAAGACGAGAUCAGGACCGUACCGCACGGACAUUACUGA
Molecule: messenger RNA, 1045 nt
Organism: Perca flavescens (yellow perch)
Lineage: Eukaryota; Metazoa; Chordata; Actinopteri; Perciformes; Percidae
Gene: znf653
Product: zinc finger protein 653
Exons: 5
Coding region: 20-1045 (341 amino acids)
Source: RefSeq, a predicted model, not a curated record